Messenger RNA from Alnus glutinosa, 1437 nucleotides. RefSeq lists its product as uncharacterized. The record is from RefSeq and is a predicted model, not a curated record. The coding region runs from base 100 to 747 and encodes 215 amino acids. NCBI's taxonomy places the organism in Eukaryota, Viridiplantae, Streptophyta, Magnoliopsida, Fagales, Betulaceae. The transcript has 6 exons.
GCCAACUCGACCGUUCGAUCAUCACGCCCAGAAAAUAAGAAAAGAAAAACCGACGGUUCAUCACCAUCUCAUCCUUCUUCUUAUGUCGUCCUCAUACGUAUGCCUAUCUUUGAACAGGGGACGACGCAGGACCUUGAUAGGUGGUAUACCAUGAAGAUUCCUGGGGGCGACGGUGCAGAAGGGUCGAUCUCUGAAGUUUGGACACGAAGAUCUGUAAAUGAGAGAUCUACCUUUGCAUUGAUAGGCUCCGAUCUAUACUGUUUUCGUGGCAAACUCUUGGAUUUUAAUGCUUUGAUUCCAAACGAAAUUUCCGAUGUAUGGAAGAAUUGUUCUUGGGAAAUUCUUGACCCUGUCCGUCGCAAGGUUCACGCGAAUUGUCGUAGGGGACAAGCAGGAAAGGCUCUUGCGGUAGGAGAUUAUUUAUAUUGGAUUGUAGAUGCCGCUCACUUGCUGGCCUACAAUUUCGAGUCGGAUUUGUGGCUAGCAGGGGAUAUUAAUGGUCUGAAUAUUCUGACCCAUGAAUAUCUUGAUUCCGAUCUUCCUGGUUUGUUCCAUUUGGAGAAGGAAAGAUUCUGCAUUAUACACACUGCAAUUAAUCGCUAUCCACGUGAUAGCUAUGUCCAGUGCAUCCUAUUUGAUGUCUUUCCUAUGCCCGAGUUGAAGAGUUUGCGUAUAUCCUUUGUUUCCACCAUCAAAUAUAAGACGUCUCGACCCACUUCCGUCUUGGAUAGCUUUUUAAUGAGUUGAGUUUGUUGUGGUCUUGCAUCAGGAGUUGAGUUUGCUGUGGUCUUGCAUGAGGGGUAAGUAGAUUUGGAGAAGUCAAGCAAGAAGAAAGUGCAAAGAGUACAGGGAAUUAUGAUAAUGUGUAAAUCAAACUGGGGCUGGUUAUGUUCAUUGUCAGAGAAAUAGUCCUCGUACCGAGGUGGAGUGCCAUUGUUCUAUAAAACAAUUGGGUCCCCAAGAGGUGAUGACCUUGUUCAGGUCUAAGCUGAAGGAAUGGUACCACAAGGAAUUUGUACUUGAUGAGGACAACCACUGGAUGCUUCAGGAAUGGAAGGGCUGUAUUGUCUAUGCUUGCUCUUGUUGGGUGCCGAAUUAGGAUGUUUGUGGAAACUCAUAAUUGUGGGCUUGGCCAGCAAUUAAGGAUACCUCAGGCACAGUGCAAACUAUUGUCCUUGCUCAAUUUUCAAUGUUGUCUAUUUUGUACGUGCAGGUCAUAUGCUUGCUCGAAGUUGGUACUGUACGUUGGAAGAGGGACAAAAUUGAAUCUUGCUUGUUGAAUUAUGCAUUCGAUAUUGCAAUGUUCUUGGUUUUGUAUAUUUUGUGUCAUUGAGUUGGAAUAUGUGGUAAACUGAUAUAUUCCAUUUUGAUGUGUAAAUAUGCAGACAGAUGUAUUCCAUUUUGAUGUGUAAAUUGUCACUCUAAUUGGAUUUUUUU